Sitophilus oryzae (rice weevil) is the source of this 2443-nucleotide messenger RNA. RefSeq names its product extracellular serine/threonine protein kinase four-jointed (gene fj). Gene Ontology annotation, biological process: cell-cell signaling. The record is from RefSeq and is a predicted model, not a curated record. Lineage: Eukaryota; Metazoa; Arthropoda; Insecta; Coleoptera; Curculionidae. Bases 142 to 1479 code for a protein of 445 amino acids. The transcript has a single exon.
CUCUCCUGAGAACCAGUCGCUCUUAGUCGUGGGCUCGUUUUUAGACGGAUACGGCCGUGCGCUUCAGGCAGCAAAAACGGGACCCGUUUUAAUAUGUGCGCUCUGGGGAGUUACUGAAACUCUCUCUCUCGCUCUACUACGAUGACGUACGCCAACUUUAGCGACCACAAGCUGGACAAAUUUCCGAACUGCUCGUGGGAACGCGACUUCAAACAGAGGACACCUCCGAUCUACAAGAACCUGUGCUUGAUCAGUGUAGUUUUUGCGUUUAGUGUCGGAUUAACCAUAGGAAUACUUAUUCCCUUCAUGUACUUCAACGGUUAUAACGGUGUGAGAAAAAACAGUUCUAGUUUAUCGAGUGAAGUCAACACGUCCUCGGUGAUUCGGACAAUAUUCCUUAACAACAGUUACGGAUACGUCAACGACUCUAAAUCCUUACUCAUCUACCCUACAGUGUCUUUCGUCGAGACAAACGAAUCAAACCAAAGUACCGACGAUGAAUUCAUCCAAGACGGGAUAUAUUGGAGCCCCAAAGUGGAAAAAUCCUUACCGGAAGGCUAUAAAGACCAAAAACACACUCUCUGGUCGGAUUACCUCAAUAAAGCCGUUGCAAUCCGGCUGGAAAAUGGUUGUGGACGUAUGCAAAACCGUCUAGUCACCUUCAGAGACGGUAUCAAGGGAUGUGUCCGUUACAGACAAAACACCGACCAAAUUCAGGGGGAACUCUUCAGCUUCUACUUAGCUCAAAUUUUGAGGUUACCCAACCUAGCACCCAGCGCUGUGAACAUUGUUGACUUAAACUCACCACUUUGGUCAAACUUACAUAACGAAAUUGCUUCAGCACAGUGGAAUUCAAACAGACCCAUAGUCCUAACUCAGUUUAUCUCGAAUCUGAACUCAGCAAACAUUCCUGCAGUGUUCAAACCAUUGGAAAGACACUUAAAUAAGUUUGAUGUUGCCAACAUGACUAAAAACGAAAUUCUUGAUAAAGAAGAUGUCUUGAGAAACAUGGUAGAGCUGGCUCAAUGGUCUGACCUGAUAAUCUUCGAUUAUCUCACAGCAAACUUGGAUAGGAUCGUCAAUAACCUGUACAACUAUCAGUGGAACGUGAACAUCAUGGAUGCGCCGGCCCAUAACCUAGCUAAGAAGUCAGACAGUGAAUUGUUAGUGUUUCUGGAUAAUGAAUCAGGGUUGUUGCACGGGUACAGACUUUUGAAGAAGUACGAGAUUUAUCACUCGAUACUGCUUGACAAUUUGUGCGUUUUUCGAAGACAGACUGCGGAUAUUAUUAAAAAACUGAAAACUAAAGGUAACAUUGGUAGUUUGUUGCGUGAUAUGUUUGAGAAACGGAAUAGUGCGACUGUGAAGGAUAUUCUUCCAACGUUGCCGGAUAAAAGUGUGAAAAUUCUAAACGAACGAAUAGACCGAGUGUAUGGACAGAUAAAAAAAUGUGAGUCGAUAUUUUCUAAGGCCCUGUAGCGUCGAAAAAUUUGAAAUUCAAAUUUUUAAAUUGUAGUAAAACAAACACUCUGGACGUUUGGAGAGAUUAGCAUUUUAUUCAUAUUAAUAAAAGACAUUUAUUUAAAUUAUCUCCGUUUUUUCGAAAAAUUCAUUAUUGGACAGCCAGUGUAAAUUCGUCCUUAUAGAAAACUUAUUUAUUUAUUUUCUCUGUAUAUUUUAAAACGGAAAUAAGCAUAAAUUAAUUUUAGGCUACGGGCUGACAUUUUUUAAUCGGUCAAUUUAGAAAUUGAGCUCACAUAUGCAAUCAAACUAUGGGCCGACUAAAUCGAUUUGUCAUUCUGUAAAAAUGGAUUUUAAAGAGUUAGUUUGUGUAUGUAGUACUCUGGAAAUACGAAGACAAGACAUAAGCAAUAAAUACAAUAUUGGAUAUUCAAUGAACGAUUAUUAAAAUAUCAUUUAAAAAAGAAUGCUAUGAAUAUUUUAGUCCAAUUCUUCUUCGUUAUACAUAUUAAAAUACUUACUUCGAGACAUCUUAAAUUUCGGAAAAUGCUUUUUUAGCUUAUAUUUACUAAGUACUACACCACCAGAAAAUAUUAUAAUAUCCAGGAAAAUAUCCAGUGAGCGUAGACAAUAAUAAAGCAGAUAUAUUAUUACCAACUAAAAAGUUGCACGCAGUUUGUGUCCGGGAAGAAACUAUUUAAUCGGCCGACUAUACAGGAUUAGUCUUAAAUAAGUGCAAAUAUUUUUAGUGGCAGUUUAUUUUGACCCCCGAAACACGUCUAUGAUGUUUCUUUCACGAUUUCUUUUCAAAAUUUGGAAUUUUUUGAAAACAUUUUGAAAAACUUUUUUUAAUUCUUAGUUAAAAACAUAAUACCUUCAUGGCUACAUAGGUCGUAGAUUAAACUUACAAGAAGUAAAACCCAGAAAAGAUCCAGAGGUUCUCAAAAUUCAAGAAAAAAACAUUUUUUUUUUAAUUUUCAAA